Molecule: messenger RNA, 1178 nt
Organism: Emys orbicularis (European pond turtle)
Lineage: Eukaryota; Metazoa; Chordata; Testudines; Emydidae
Gene: ATG3
Product: autophagy related 3
Exons: 12
Coding region: 82-1023 (313 amino acids)
Biological process (GO): autophagy of mitochondrion; nucleophagy; autophagosome assembly
Cellular component (GO): phagophore assembly site; cytosol
Molecular function (GO): Atg8-family ligase activity
Source: RefSeq, a predicted model, not a curated record
CUGGCUGGCGGUGAGCGCUGCUGAAGGCUUGUGGCGCUAGCGGGGCUGUGGGCGUUAGGGACCCCCGCGCGCGCCGGCAGGAUGCAGAACGUCAUCAACACGGUGAAGGGGAAGGCGCUGGAGGUGGCCGAGUACCUCACUCCCGUGCUCAAGGAGUCAAAGUUUAAAGAAACUGGAGUCAUCACUCCUGAAGAGUUUGUGGCAGCUGGAGACCAUUUAGUUCACCACUGUCCUACUUGGCAAUGGGCUUCAGGAGAAGAAUUAAAGGUCAAGGCUUAUCUGCCAACAGACAAACAGUUUUUGGUAACUAAAAAUGUGCCAUGCUACAAGCGGUGUAAACAGAUGGAGUAUUCAGAUGAACUGGAAGCAAUUAUAGAAGAAGAUGAUGGUGAUGGGGGAUGGGUAGACACAUUUCACAAUGCAGGUUUUGCAGGCGGGACAGAAGCAGUUAAGGAGAUCACACUGGAGAGCAAGGACAAUAUAAAACUAUCAGGACAUCCAGCCUCUUGUGAAGAUGAUGAGGAAGAUGAAGGGGAAGCAGCUGACAUGGAAGAAUAUGAAGAGAGUGGGCUAUUGGAGACAGAUGACGCAACUCUUGAUACAAGAAAAAUAGCAGAAGCUAGCAAAGCUAAAGCUGAUGUCGGAGGGGAAGAUGCCAUCCUGCAGACCAGAACUUAUGACCUCUACAUCACUUACGACAAAUACUACCAAACUCCAAGGCUGUGGUUAUUUGGAUAUGAUGAGCAACGGCAGCCUUUAACGGUAGACUACAUGUAUGAAGAUAUUAGUCAAGAUCAUGUCAAAAAAACAGUAACAAUUGAAAAUCAUCCCCAUCUUCCUCCACCACCUAUGUGUUCAGUUCAUCCAUGCAGGCAUGCAGAAGUGAUGAAGAAAAUAAUUGAAACAGUUGCAGAAGGUGGGGGAGAACUUGGAGUUCAUAUGUACCUUCUUAUUUUCUUGAAAUUUGUACAAGCGGUCAUUCCAACAAUAGAAUAUGACUACACAAGACACUUUACAAUGUAACUAGAAAUCACAAAUGUCUAUGCUAAUUACUGGUUCUGAUUUUUAAAAAAAAAACCCUAUACAUGUGACUCGUUUGUUCAGCAUUGUACACCGUUUCUGUAACAUUCAACUUUUAUCAAGUUUAUGCAUCAAAAUAAAAAGUUCCACUACCAGCC